Molecule: messenger RNA, 3118 nt
Organism: Labeo rohita (rohu)
Lineage: Eukaryota; Metazoa; Chordata; Actinopteri; Cypriniformes; Cyprinidae
Gene: plekha4
Product: pleckstrin homology domain-containing family A member 5
Exons: 12
Coding region: 148-2370 (740 amino acids)
Source: RefSeq, a predicted model, not a curated record
CGCAGAUGAGGAACCUCUUUCAUUCCUACAUCCGAAAGCAACCUUUAAGCAGCCUCCAUUUCCCAGAGAUCACUAUGUGUCACCGUGUAAUGGUAAUAUGGGCAGAGCGGAUGUUUGGCCCUUGGAUAAUUGCUCGUGAGUGCUCCAAUGUCACCUUGCAUCUACACAGAGAGAGGACAUCUGCUCGACAAGCCUGAGUUUCCAUGCUCUGUGUGCUACUGUUCAAACUACCACACAGCUGAACACAUGGCAAUGUGCAAGGCAGGUAAAUCAGACAUCCUCUUGGAGAGAGAAAUACAACCAAUCAGAGAUCUGGAAAACGACACAGAUGUGGUUCUCACUCGUCUGUGUGGUUGUGAUAAACUGCUGCAGUCCGUCUCUAUGCAGCUGGCUCAGUUACAGGCAGAUAAGAAAAGCAUUGAGUAUGCUUUAGAAAUCAAAUGGCUGGGGAUGGAAGACGGACUUCCUGGGGAGCAGGAAGUAUCCCAGAAGACUCUGCUUCAGGAGGAGCUGGUCACACUCAGAGCCAGAUUAUGUGAUUUGUCAUCGGAAAUGGACAGACUGUGGAGUGAUUAUGAACGGAUGGAGAGUGAGCUAUCUGUUUUCCAUUCUCAUCUCCAACACAUCCUUCACUUUGGAACCCCACAGGAGCAAAUUCAGGCUCAGAGGCAGCUCUGGAUGAUGGAGGAUAUCUUGUGCGGUUUGAGGGUGAACAAGAACCGCUUUAUGGCCUUACUGGGUCUACAGAGGCAGGGUGUUCCUCCGCCAAAACCUGUUUCCUACUUUGAGGGCGAGUUAGAAGGUCUCAACAUGGAGUGUGUGACUGAAGCGGAGCAACAGGACUACCAGAUUCACCAGAGUUAUAAGAAAUGGAGCCAAGAGAGUCCUGCUAAUGACAGCAGGAUGACCACUGAACAUGGCAUCUCGCAUGAACCACUGCAUCUGACACGUGUUGUGACGUCAACCCUUCCGACGUCACUAAUCGCAGAGCGCAUUUUUGUGGGUGACCCCUAUCCUGAGCCACCCGAACAAAUCACCCGGCAGUCAGGACUGAGGAACAGCCAGAGGGGCGCCGCAAAGAAACCCAGCAGAACUCUGCAUGAGACAGCCGACAGAAACAGACACUUACACUGGGCCGACAGACCGGACGAGAUGCAACAAAAUAAACAGACUCAAAGUCACAACAGCAGUGCUAGAGAGAAGGCACUGGCUGACAGAAAGGUCUGGACACACCGUCAGCAAGAGCUUGAGCCUGGAGCCUUGUGUCUUACAAACUCUGAGUCUGACGGUGACGCUGCCACGAGCUCUCAGAAACGCCAAACUAAACCCAGACACAUGGAUAAAAGAGACAGAAGUAUGAGUGCCGCCAGAGAGCGCUUCAUAGACGACAUUCAUCCCUUGAAAUUCAUUACAGCCAGUGAAAAAGAGACAGAAGUCCAGAAGUACACAGCAGAUUCUGCUGUUGUACACUUGAGUAACGGCUACAGCGGUGAUAGGCGCAAAUUUAAAAGCCACAGCAAUGACUCGGCCAACCCAAUAAAGCCACAAUGUGGUGAUGCAAAAGUGCACAAUGAACUUAAGGAUAAAACAUCACAACAGUCAUCUCGCAAUGACAUCAUUGUCAUAGAAAGCCACUCCAUUAAUCAUAUUUCAACUCUUACAGUGUUUAAAGGACAUCAGGGAAACAAUCCAACGCACAAACCUCAUAAAACGAACAGAAGUUCUGAGAGACAAAAGUAUUCAGUCUCCGCUAAUGUAAAAUCUGAGUGUUUUCUAUCCAAUAACCGACAGUGCGAGUUAGUCCCAGUUUACGUUCACGACGCAAAACCUGAAGUAUCUCUCCCUCCAGUGGAAAAUCAACAACCAGACCUGGGAACCAAUCAAAAGCUUGAUAAAACAAUGGGAGAAGACUGUGGGCGAAGCCAAAGUCCCAAAACAACAUUUGAAAUGCCACAAGCUAAUGGAAUAAAAGAAAUGCCCAAACAAUUGCCAGACGUUCAACCAAUCACAACAUCUGACAAUCACUUGACACCCACUUCUGACCAAUCCAAACCCGAGCUAAGCAUUUAUGAGGAAAUCCAGUUUAGCUCGCCACGAUCAGCAGAUGUUGAACAGAAUCAGAGGAAUCAAACCAGUGGAGAUGAAACACAACCAUCAAACCUCACCGCAAAUGAACCUGGACCGUCUCGCACUGAGGCUAAUGGGGAGCACAGCACAGAAAAUACAGAGAAAAGUCAACCAGGAAGUGAUGUUACGUGCAAGAGAGGGAAAAAGCAGAAAGUUUACAACUCUUUAAUGAAAAGCUCAGUAAUAAAUCAUCACGUCCAGGACUGCCGGCCACGGAUAACCGUGGUCAGCACCAGCCUGUAAGCUAGAGAGAGGCUCAAAAAGUGAGUGAAAGAGGCACAAAGACAAAAAAAGAAAGAAAUGUUUGAAUACGUCAAGUGGAUAGAAAGUAAAUGACAAGAUAGAAGUAUUAAAUGGAUCGUGCAGAUCCUGUUUGAAAUGCAAUGUAGAAAACAACAUUGCAUGUGUAACCCAUAAACUGCAAUUUUAGUUGUGAAUGGGUCACACUGGUGCUGAUUAAACACUGUGGUCAUUUUUUGUGUCCUUUAGCAACUGUCAUGAGAAGAAUUUAUCAUUUUUAUACAUGCACACUACAUUUAUUUGACUACUAAGAUAACACCUCUUAACUGCAUACAAAUUUUUAUUUAUUUUUUUAUUGACCUGGAAAUAUUCCUUACAUUUCUACAUGUGCAUUUAUCAGUUAUCAGCUUUGUGAUUUGUGUGACCAAUGCUAGUCUAAUAUUGUAAACACAUCUGUGAGUUAUUAAUAGCUUUCUAUGAGUUUGCCAAGUAAAAUCUGUUACUGGAUCAACAUCUUGUUGAAUUUAAUGGUAAAGCUUGGGACUUCAAAAACAUUAUUGUGGGUUUAUAACUUAAAGGAUAAGACUGUUUAGGAAUUUUGGUGAUUUUUUGGUGUUGAUCCAGGAAAAUGUUCUGCCUGACAUCAUAGUAACGUAUUAGAAGUUUAGUAAGUUUAAUAAAAUAACUUUUCAUUGUACUUUCAUUGCAGUUAUGUAAUGCUGUUUUGUUGUUAUCUAAUUAAACUUGCGUU